AUGGCAGAGGCCAGUGUUUCAGUGGAUCAGUUCAGCUGUCCAGUUUGUCUGGAGCUCCUGAAGGAUCCAGUGACCGUUGCGUGUGGACACAGUUUCUGUAAGGUGUGCAUUAAUGACUGCUGGGAUCAGGAGGAUCUGAAGGGGGUUUAUAGCUGCCCUCAGUGCAGACGCUCCUUCGCUCAGAGGCCUGUUGUGGGUAAAAACACCAUGCUGGCUGAAGUGGUGGAGAAACUGAAGAUGAUGGAGCUCCACCCUGCUUCUCCUGCUGGACCUGGAGAUGUGGAGUGUGACGUCUGCACUGGGAGAAAACUCAAAGCCCUCAAAUCCUGCCUGGUGUGUCUGGCCUCUUACUGUGAAACUCACCUCCAGCCUCAUUAUCAGUCUCCUGCCCUUAGGAAGCACAAGCUGGUCAAAACCUCCAGACGCCUCCAGGAGCAGAUCUGCUCUGAGCAUGAGAGACUGCUGGAGGUUUACUGUCGCACUGACCAGCAGUGUAUCUGCAUGCUGUGCACCAUGGAUGACCACAGAGGGCAUGAUACAGUAUCAGCUGCAGCAGAACGAGCUGAGAAACAGAAGCAGUUGGUGGAGACUCAGAGGGAAUACCAGCAGAAAAUUCAGGAGAGAGAGAAGAAGCUUCAGAAGCUGAAAAACACUGUGGAGUAUCACAAAAGCUCUGCUCAGGCAGCACUGGAGGACACUGAGAAGAUCUUUACUGAGCUGAUCUGCUGCAUUGAGAGAAAACGCUCUGAGAUAUCAGAGCUGAUCAGAGCUCAGGAGGAGGCUGCAGUCAGAGAAGCUGAAGGAGUCCUGGAGAGACUGGAGCAGGAGAUUGCUGAGCUGAGGAGGAGAAAUACUGAGCUGGAGCAGCUUUUACUCACUGAGGACCAUCUCCAUUUCCUCCAGGACGAGAUCAAAAACACAUCACUUUGUGUGAAAGAAAUCCAGAUAAUUUGCCGUCCUGAACCGCAAACCAGAGGGGAGUUUCUAAACUAUGCCUGUGAACUCACACUGGAUCCAAACACAGCGAAUCAAUACCUCCGUCUCUCUAAAAGGAACAGAGUGGUGACCUGGAGUGCCAUAGACCAGCUGUAUCCUGACCAUCCGGAUAGAUUUGAAUGUUUUUCUCAGGUUCUGUGUAGAGAGAGUGUGAGUGGACGCUGUUACUGGGAGGUUGAGUGGAGUGAGAGUGGGGGCAGUGGUAUAGCAGUGUCAUAUAAAAACAUUAGAAGAAAGGGAAAUAGUACUGAGUGUGCAUUUGGACUUAAUGUUCGGUCUUGGAGACUACACUGUUCUCGCUCUGGCUGCUCAUUCAUGCACAACAACGAAAAGACCGAUAUUCCUGUAGUGCCCAGAUCCUGUAGAAUAGGAGUGUAUGUGGACUACAGUGCAGGAACUCUGUCCUUCUACAGCGUCUCUGAUACAAUGACCCUCCUCCAUAGAGUCCACACCACAUUCACUCGCAGCAUCUACCCUGGGUUUACAGUGUUUCUGGAAUCAUCAAUUAAACUGUGCAGUUCAAAUCAGUAGAUGAUUAACUGCUCUCCACUGCACUGUAAAUAAUUUCUGUAGUUUCUACAAUAUUGUAAUGUGUUCAGUCUAGUAUGGCACAUUGAAAGCGUUAUACAGUGUCCUGUAUUAAAUUCUGGGAAAAUAUUUACAGUACAAACAGACUAUACUGUAUCAAACAUUAUUGUAUGGCUACUAUAAUAUUACAAUAACAAUACUGUAUUAAUACAUCAAAACAUACCGUAUCAUCGGCUGGACUCUAAAACUAGCCCAAAGUACUUUUCUGUGGCAGUAAUCUGGUUAGAUAUCUGGUUUCAGCUAGCUGUGGGAUUCAGUCUAUGGAAUUUCGAGCAUCAUGUUAACACUGAGCUAACAGUGGCAUAUAUGUACUUUCCCAAAUUGAGUUACAGCUUCAGCUUAAACACUGCUUUUGGUGCUGCAUGUAACAUUUUUGUUGCAAUUUGUCAGUGAAUUCUUUAGUAUAUACUUCACAUUAAAGCCAACGUUUUUAGAAAAGCCUGUUAGCUUUUAAAACUAUAGAUAUAUUAAGUUUCUGUCAAACUAAUAUGAAACUAUUUUUCAUUAAAAUUCUUUAAUUAGGAUUUGCGGCUCUUUACACAUACUUUUGUGUAAGGGUUGAGCCUGCACCGCCUGCUGCCAGCAGAGGGUGACACCGGCAAGGCGCCGAGGAUUAAUUAGACCAACUUGAUGCACCUGGAAGCCACCUUAUAUAAGGUGCUGGCAAAUGCCAAUGUUUGUCACUUCUUUGUAGAGGGGUGACUGGU
Messenger RNA from Pygocentrus nattereri (red-bellied piranha), 2291 nucleotides. RefSeq names its product tripartite motif-containing protein 16-like. The record is from RefSeq and is a predicted model, not a curated record. Bases 1 to 1527 code for a protein of 508 amino acids. The transcript is spliced from 6 exons. Gene Ontology annotation, molecular function: zinc ion binding; protein binding. NCBI's taxonomy places the organism in Eukaryota, Metazoa, Chordata, Actinopteri, Characiformes, Serrasalmidae.